Conger conger (European conger) is the source of this 872-nucleotide messenger RNA. Its product is annotated as protein DEPP-like. The transcript is spliced from 2 exons. Gene Ontology annotation, biological process: regulation of autophagy. Bases 159 to 566 code for a protein of 135 amino acids. Gene Ontology annotation, cellular component: mitochondrion. NCBI's taxonomy places the organism in Eukaryota, Metazoa, Chordata, Actinopteri, Anguilliformes, Congridae. The record is from RefSeq and is a predicted model, not a curated record.
CGGUAUAAAAGGCACGGCCGCGCGCUCAGGUCCACAAACAGCUCUGAAGCUCCGAACGGACACACGCUCCCCGCGCUUCGAGGAUAGAGCUUUGCUGCAGCGCUUAGAAACAGAAAGUCAACCGAAGAUCGCCUCAUCAACGCGAAACACAAAAUAGAAUGAAGCCUAGAAGACUGCUCUUGUCCGUGGAUCUGUUACCCACGAUCAGCGAGACGCACGAAGAGGUUCCACAGGUGGGACCCAGCACCCAAGCACACCAGUCCCUGGAGGACUACGUUGACUCGAUUAAGGAGCUGGCGCAACCGGCCUCGGUACUCGGCUGCGGUCCGGUCCGGGUCCAGCGGACUCAAAGGCCUCGGCUCUUUGCCAAACACACCCCGGCCGCCGCCACGUCCCGCCGCGCAGUUCGCAUCCGCCGACCCAGAGCUGCUUCAUGCCAGGACGGAAUCACGCUAAAAUGCGACAGCAGGACCGACCCGCUGGACUGGCUGUUCGCGCAGACGCAGCACGACGUCUCGACGACGAGAGAGAGCAACAUCCCGCCGGCAGCGCUGUGUCUCCUGUAACCUCGCAAAGCCGAUCACGUCGGGAGAUAAAUAGCAGAACUCAUCCACUAAUCCCUUCGGGAGGCCCACCUUGGUCUCUGGCUGUGGAGAUCCGAGGCUGAAGCUUUCGGCGGUUACCCGCUCUUUUGUACGUCGGUUCCGUCAGACAGAGGACAGUACAGAUGGGACUGUGUCGGGAGAAGCAAGCCCCCUCGUCACCUGACAGAGUUGGGAUGUGCCUAAUUUAUUAUUUAUUAAAAUGUUUACAUCGUCGAAUUUCCUCUCUUGUGAUUUUGUAAAUUUUGUAAUAAAUCACUGGAUGUUGAA